AUGAAUAUACAUCAUGGUCAUUAAGACUCUAUUCUAAACACUUCAUUGGCUAUUAUUGUAAUAAAUAAUAAUUGAUCUAGAAUCAACAUCAUAAUACCUUUGAUAUUUUAGUAGAUGAUGAAUCUGAACAUAAGUUCUGGACUAAUAAAAGAAAAUAUCAAUUAAAAUGUCUGUUAAGAAGAAUUGCUCUUAUGCUAUAUAAUUCUGGUCCUGUUUAUUUUAGUUACAUGAUUGUGAGUCUCUAUAUUUUUAAAUUACUACGUAAAGUUGAUACAGACAAGACAUUUCGAUAAUAAUAUAUGAAGUAAUUCAUUUUAAUCUAUAUUGUAAUUAAGGUAAUACGUCUAUGAUUAUAUGCUUUGUAUUUGCAUAGCCUGUAUUUAUACAAUCUUUUUGUAUGGUCUGUUUAAUCAUUCAGGUAACUUCAAAUCCUAAACAUUAAAGAAUUGUCAGAGGUGAAUAGAGAAUAUUUUCAUUGGGCAGUUAAUUGUGUCUUAUUCAUUAUGUUAUAUGCAAUAUUCAUAACUCAAAAGGAGUUGGUUAAAAUAGAAGAAGUGGAAAUAGAAAAAGCUGUAAAAAAUUUAAUAUUAUGAUUUAGCAAUAAAUUAGAACUUAAAAAGACAAAGAAUAAAGAUAUGUGUUUUCUUUCAACUUUUCUUUCUUAUUUAGCCAACAGAAUUUCUAUAAUAUUGGUUUAGGUAGAGCACAUAUGGAUUUCAUUAGAGCUUAAGAUUCUUAAGACAAAGAUAAUCUCAACACUAUUCAAUAAUUCUCUAAAUAAGUUGAUCACAUAAUUGAUAAAGAGAAUUUAGAUCCUACUAUGAUUUACUUUAGCAUGUGUUCAGAUUUUAUAAAUAGUGAAAUAUAGGCAUCACCUAUGACUAAAAAAAGGAAAUCAAAAUUAAUUAAAGAAGUAGAGAAGGCAAAGUCUGUUUUGGAUUAUCUUUAAGAUUUAGGAUUUAAUGGUAAUAGAAGUGUAUUCUAACAUUUUCUAUUACCACAUUAUAUUUAUACUAGAAAAUAUUUAAUUCCUGAUAGAAAUUUAUAAAUCUUAGUAGUAAUAACUUUAAUCACUCUAAAAGUAUUAAUACCAAUAUUCUUUUUAUUUUGGCCUAUUCAUCCUUACACUCUCAUUUAUUCAGUUAUUUUUAUGGGAUUUUAUAUGCAUUUUUUAUCGGUUAUAUUCUAAUUAGUAUUAAAUGAUGAUCUGAAAACUAGAAAUUAUAUUUUAUAAGCUUUAAAUAAAAUUAUUACUAUAGAUAUGGAUUAAGAAAAUGCUUUACAUGAAUUAAUUGAUAUUACAUGUUCACUUAGUCUUUAGAGUUGGAAUCUUAUGAGAACAGUUGUAAUUUAUAUUGAAAAGAAAAAGAAAACUGAAUAUAAUUAUGUUUAUGGUUUUCUUGCUCUUUAUGGAGCAAUGUGUUUUGGUGGAUUUACAUUGUGCAAUUUUGAAUUACCAUUUAUGAGAGCUAUAAAUUAUUGUGAUGAUGAUGUUCUAUUAUAUAACAUUCAUGCAGAUAUAGUAUUAUCUUUUGUAAUAUGUAUGGGUAGAAUCUACCAAGGUUCUAAUUUCAAUCAGACUUUUAAUGAAAUAGAUGCAGUAAACAAUGAUAAUUACAUUAGAAUAUUCAUAAACUUACUGCAAUAUAUGAAGAUUUAUACACAUUAUUUGAUUAUUAUUUUAAGAAUAAAGAUAUAGUAGAUAAUAGAAUAUAUAGACAAGUGAUUGAAUUGAUAUACACAUAUUAAAGAAAGAGAAUGUAAAUGCCAAUAUAAAGGAAUGUUAAAAAUAAAGUAGAUAUAAUAGAAACUGAAGAAAUGGUAAUAAUGAGAGAGAAAGUAGCAGAAAUGAAAAGUUGUUUAGAAAAGAUAUAAAGUAAUGUAGAAAGAGAUGUAAAGAAAUGUCAUGAUAAAUUUAUUGGUAUAUUUGAUGCCAAUUUCAAAAAACAAAUGAGAAUUAUGAUAUUUGUUAUAAUUACAUUUGUACCAUCCUUAUCAACAAAGUAAUAUAAUAUUAAUAUUAUUAUAGAGUAUACAAAUAUCUUAGUCAGAUGAUGUGA
Messenger RNA from Paramecium pentaurelia, 2060 nucleotides. NCBI's taxonomy places the organism in Eukaryota, Ciliophora, Oligohymenophorea, Peniculida, Parameciidae. The record is from the annotation of a GenBank genome assembly.